Messenger RNA from Zophobas morio, 1121 nucleotides. Its product is annotated as acyl-CoA Delta-9 desaturase-like. Gene Ontology annotation, biological process: unsaturated fatty acid biosynthetic process. The record is from RefSeq and is a predicted model, not a curated record. Bases 56 to 949 code for a protein of 297 amino acids. Gene Ontology annotation, cellular component: endoplasmic reticulum membrane. Gene Ontology annotation, molecular function: iron ion binding; stearoyl-CoA 9-desaturase activity. The transcript is spliced from 4 exons. NCBI's taxonomy places the organism in Eukaryota, Metazoa, Arthropoda, Insecta, Coleoptera, Tenebrionidae.
UGGUACUUUUUAUCAGUGACUACGAGUAAGUCCAGUACAAACCACUACUUUUAAAAUGGAAGCUAAAUCCCCAUCCAACAAUAAACCCCAAAUUGUGUGGCCAAACGUCAUCGUAAUUUCAUUGUACCAUUACAUCGCCCUUCAAGGGUUAUUUUAUCUAGUCACUUGUAACAUCAAAUGGCAGACAUUUUCAUUCACUGUAAUAAUGGCAAUGGCGUCGGGUCAAGGCAUCACUUCAGGCGUCCACAGACUAUGGGCCCAUAAAUCCUACAAGGCUAAGUUGCCUUUAAGACUACUUCUAUGUUUUUUGCAAACUGUAGCUUUCCAAAAUAGCAUCUACGAGUGGUCCCGGGACCACCGAGUCCACCACAAAUUCACAGACACCGACGCCGACCCCCACAACAUCACCAGAGGGUUCUUUUUCUCCCACAUGGGGUGGCUGAUGAUGCGAAAGCACCCAGACGUGGCCAAAAUGGGCAAACUCGUGGACAUGAGUGACCUAGAAGCGGAUCCGGUUGUCCAGUUCCAGAAAAAGUUCUAUGUGGCUUUGGCACCAAUUUGUUGCUUCAUUUUACCAACGGUUGUACCGUGGUAUUUCUGGAACGAGGAUCUGUAUACGUCGUUUUGUACCGCUGGAAUGCUGCGCUAUGUCUUUACUUUGCAUGUGACUUGGUUGGUCAACAGUGCGGCUCAUAUGUGGGGUUCUAAACCAUAUGAUAGGUCCAUUAAACCGUCGCAGAACUCCUGGGUGUCGCAUCUCACGCAGGGUGAAGGGUGGCAUAAUUACCACCACGUCUUUCCAUGGGACUACAAAGCGGCGGAAUUGGAUGUCUACAGUGGUAACAUAAGUACGGCUUUUAUUGACCUGAUGGCGAAAAUUGGGUGGGCGUACGAUUUGAAGACCGCUUCGUCUGUUCUAGUACAACAAAGGAUGGAAAGAACUGGGUGAAAGUAUGGUUAAGGUUGCUCAAAUGUUGUAACUUUGUGAAGAAGUUUAAUAUUUUUUCGGUAUUUUGUUAAACUUAAAUUAAAAAUAAACAGGCAGUUAUUUAACAUUAUCGGUAAUAAGUACAGUAAUAACUGAUAAGACAUAUUAUAAUUAAGUAAAUGUAAAUAAAAUA